GCCACUAAUGAGAGUGGAGACAAAAGGGGAUAUGUAAUUGGGCAGGGGGUGGAGUGAAAAGUAAAUACUUCCUUUGUUGUUGGGGGAGAAAGAAAAAGGCAAACAUAACCCACCUGCGUUGGAAGAAGCGAAUUUUACGCACCGACCUCUCAAACUUUGCUCCGGGCUCAUAUUUACGUUAAAGGUGAGCUGAAUGAUUCAUGCGCGUCACCCGGUGACUGUGUGAGACCCGAGACCCGGUGUUUUCCUGCACAGACGCCGGAUAGAAAAGGGAGUGUGUGUGUGCCUUUAAGGCGCCCGACUGCCUGUCGCUUUGUGCUGCGGAGAGACUGACGCCCUCUGGACACAGUGGACACUUGAGCGGCGGCAGAACACCAUCCUGGAGAGGUUCAAAGAGAGCACAACCCCAGUCCUCCUUAAAAAAAAAAAGGAAAACCUCGAGCUCGUUAACUGCGUUGUGGACUUUUCCCAGUGCCUUGCUGGUGAGCCGUCAGGAUGAGGCCCGGUGAGCUGAUCCUCCCCGCUGUCGCCGUUCUCCUCUUCCUCCUUUCAAUAUUAUCUCUGACCUCCGGCUGCAACAAAGCCCUCUGCGCCAGUGACGUCAGCAAAUGUCUCAUCCAGGAGCUGUGCCAGUGUCGUCCGUCUGAUGGGAACUGCUCCUGCUGUAAAGAGUGCAUGCUGUGCCUGGGGAAUCUUUGGGAGGAGUGCUGCGACUGCGUGGGGAUGUGUAACCCAAAGAACUACAGCGACACUCCAGCCACGUCCAAGAGCACCGUGGAGGAGCUGCAAAAUCCCAUCCCCUCGCUGUUCCGCGCCCUCACGGAAGGCGACGUGCAGAUCAACAUGAUGGUCGUGUCCUUCCCCGUCUCAGAGGAGCUGUCGCAUCACGAGAACCUGGUUUCCUUCCUGGAGACGCUCAACAGCCAGCACGAGAACGUGACCGUGCCUGGCAACAGCAUCCACGGCAGCCUCGACAGUCAAGAGAGCAUGUGCACUGUGGUCUACUUUGACGACUGCGUGUCCAUUCGUCAGUGUAAACUAUACUGUGAGUCAAUGGGAGGAUCCAAGUACCGCUGGUUUCACAACGCCUGCUGCCAGUGCAUCGGACCGGAGUGCGUGGACUACGGCAGCAAGCUUGUGAAGUGCAUGAACUGUCUCUUCUGAAGUGCGGGCACAUAUUGGUACCAAAUGCUUGCCCCAUACCGCAGGACUGGGGACAGAGGAAACUAUGACUGUUAUGUGCUAGCAUUCCUCAGUUACCUUGUAAAAUGCCCCCUGCAGCCCUCCUCCUACCCCUGCAAACUUUUAUUCUGCUGUUUUUGUUUCACUGUAUAUUUUUAGAUGUUUUUUUUUUAAUUUUUUAUAGCAUUUUCUUUUCUUUUUCUUUUUUUUACUAGAGUUGUAUAUGAAUAAUGUAUUUUUACAAUUAUGGUCCGCUAAAUCCCAGUCUCAUGCCAAAUAAAGAUACGUUUUGGUGACUGUU
Haplochromis burtoni (Burton's mouthbrooder) is the source of this 1483-nucleotide messenger RNA. RefSeq names its product twisted gastrulation BMP signaling modulator 1a (gene twsg1a). Bases 496 to 1164 code for a protein of 222 amino acids. Lineage: Eukaryota; Metazoa; Chordata; Actinopteri; Cichliformes; Cichlidae. The transcript is spliced from 5 exons. The record is from RefSeq and is a predicted model, not a curated record. Gene Ontology annotation, biological process: regulation of BMP signaling pathway.